Messenger RNA from Corticium candelabrum, 5253 nucleotides. Its product is annotated as MAP kinase-activating death domain protein-like. Gene Ontology annotation, molecular function: guanyl-nucleotide exchange factor activity. The transcript is spliced from 19 exons. Bases 38 to 5065 code for a protein of 1675 amino acids. The record is from RefSeq and is a predicted model, not a curated record. Gene Ontology annotation, biological process: regulation of Rab protein signal transduction; regulation of apoptotic process. Lineage: Eukaryota; Metazoa; Porifera; Homoscleromorpha; Homosclerophorida; Plakinidae. Gene Ontology annotation, cellular component: cytosol.
CACACCUCGCAUCCGUGCGUGUGCACAACGUCCAUCCAUGGCUGGCUUUCUCUUCGGAUCUCAACAAAGUCGUCUUAUCGACUACAUCAUCGUUGUCGGUUGCAAGCCUACCGCAGCGACACGCAAGAAAAACUUUGUCCAAAAUCCGAAGCUCCUGCAACGAUUCCCGCUCACGGACCACGAAGACUUUCCUCUGCCAUCUGACGUCGUCUUUUUCUGUCAACCGGACGGGUGUCUGUGCAGUUUUGACGAAGAGAGAACGCAAGAGAGCGACGGAGAACUCUCACUCACCUUUCCCUUCACUCUGACCGAGAAAGAGACGAAUGUAAGGCGUCACGGUGUUUGUUUGAACUUUUUCCGACGGUGCAGUGUUAGUUUGAGUGGAGAUAUCGACGGCAAGGAGGACGGAUCGUCACUCAUUUCCAUCUAUACUCUGACGUCUGUGUGUCUAUUGUCUCAUCAUCCCUUUUUUGUGCCUUUCUCCGAGUGUGUGUCCACACUGCGUCGAUUGGUUGAGGAAAUUCCACGAACAUGUGCAUGUUUUGAUGGUGAGGGUGAUGUUCCAUGUAGCGAGUGGGAUGAUUUUCUAUCCGAUGGAGAGAAGUCUUUGAAGUCGAGAGAGUUGGAGGGAUGGAUUGGACGGCUGCUAAAGAGCCCUGUGCCGGAACCUGGGCGGAUGAGACUGGAAAUUGAAUUGGCUGUCCAGCCUGCUCUUACUUUGGCGUAUCCGGAUGCUACACGGUUGUUUCUCGUUGACUUUCCUGUAUACCUGCCUCUCGAGUUGCUCGGUGUCGAUCUCACACUCAAAGUGCUGACUGCAAUCAUGCUGGAACACAAGGUUGUGUUGAUGUCGGUCGAUUACCAAAGUGUGGCGAUGUGUGUGAUGGCAUUUCUUGUGUAUAUGUGUCCACUGGAGUAUGUCUACACAGUCAUUCCAUUGCUACCAACGUCGAUGCCGUUGGCUGAUGCUUUAAUGCAAAGUCCGGCUCCAUUUGUUAUCGGUGUCCCUGCUAGUUUCUUCCACUUGCAACGCAAAGUCACUCAACCAAAUGAUGUGUGGCUUGUUGACUUGGACAAUCAAACAAUCAAAGAGCCACAAGUCAAUGUGUCUCUUCCAGACUUUCCUGAGGCAGAAGUAAAAUCGCUAAAAGCAAAACUUGAGAAGGCAUUAGAGAGUUUGGACAGCUUACCUAUUGAUCAUCUCGUUGCAUCAAACAAUCACAACCCAUCAUAUGAUGAUGACAUUGAUAGUGGCUGUGAUCCAAUGGCCAUUGACAUUGCCGUUCGAGUGGCGUUUAUUCAGUUCAUGCUUUCUCCUGGAUUGCUGGGCAGUUUGAGGCCUUACCUUCGCUGUCUACGACUGUUUCCCAAGCCUGUUGUAGCACAGCAGAAAAUCUUUUUUCUGCGGAUGUUAGUAAGGGAACAGGGGAAGCAAGGAAUUUCAUUUUUAAAACAACUGGUUUCAGCACAAAGUACUGAUUGUUUUGGUGAAUGGUUUUAUCUAUGCUCUUCAAACUGUGCCAUUUUGAGAAUAAUGCAAGACAGGAUAACGACACCACAACUGAUUGGUGAUAAACCUAAAUACUACUUUGAUGAUCUUAUCUCACUACCAUUCAGUGUUUUUGAAUCUUCGUCUCCACUGGGGGAAGCAAUGUUGGAGCUCAAAGCCAAACACCCUCAUCAAGAAAGUGGUUCAUCGGUGACCAAUAGCAGCAGCUCUAUGUCAUCAGUGUCGUCACUUUAUCAGGCACAUUUUAGUUGGUAUCAUGUUGGAUCCGAGUCAGGAAGCCGUCCUCCAUCAGAUGUGUUGUCGUUAUCGACUCUCGACAGGCAGACAUUGCCAAGGUACGUUUCAAUGGAUGAAGAAUCUAAUGAUUACGAAAAUGACGAUUCGUUUAUGAAACGAAGCUCAAUUCCUAAUGGUCACAUAGAAAAGCAGGAAUUGUGUGAUUUUAAUGAACGCGAUGGAAGCGUGUCGAGUGACAGCUUUCCAUCUGCGACGAAGGCAUCACCGUUGCGUGGUGUAAACCCUGCCUUUCUACGAUUAACACGCAUCAGUCUGCUCUCAGAUAGUACCUAUCCAGGCAGUGAGAUGGAUGGUUAUAGCUUGGAUCUGACGAGAGGAGGAGAGAAGCAUGAAGACACGGCAAUGCAGAUGUCAAACGAUAAAAUAAUGGAGGGAAGGGAUAUCUGUCAAGAUGGAAUACGAGAGAUGCCUCGUAUCAGUGUCUCAGACAUGAGCAACACAAAUGGUCACCUGGAGAGUGUCAGCAACCAAAACGAGGUGUUUGAAUCAAUUUCAAUCAAUCAGCCAACACAUGGACUAUGUAGUCUUGACUGUAACUCGGUGGUUAGUGUUUGUGCAGAUACGAUGCCAUCCACUGAUCACACGUGUCGUACAUUGCUAAUGGUUGAUGGUGUAGACAAACGAAUUCCAUCUGACCCCGGUCCGUCUCCUGACUCUCCUCUCUGGCAAGAUGAAAUUUCAGACGAACGGAGACGACAGCGAGCCGUCAGUGAUCCCAGUGUUUUUUCAAAGUCUUUGGACAUAAGCAGUGAUGAGGUUGUGUCACCAGAUGUUCGUACUACGUCACGUUCACCGACUCCCUUGUCUAGACUUGAUCGCCUAAAAAGUCAGUCAGUGGACUAUGGUGUUAGAUCUAGAACAUUGUCUGUUUAUCCACAUCGUCGGAUCAGCGAGCCAGUAAAUUCAAUACCUUCAAGCAAUCAGCUGCAGUCGUCUGUGAUUAUUCAUACUGAUUGGGAGAACAUUAUGUCAUCCAACAGUGAUUAUCAGCUUUCUAGUUAUCAUGUGAUUCAUAGAGCAACAUCAACGUCGCCGGAGGUAGUAAGGGUUGACAGUGGACGUCGGUAUUCCUCUUGUUCUUCGUCAGGAAGUAACAUUGCAGAGAAAUAUAUCGUUCAAGCAUUGAGUAGGAGCUUUGCAAGAAGGGUGAAGAAUCGUUGGCAUUCGGCGUAUGGAAACGAAGUUAUGGCUCAAAUGGUGCAGAAUCAACAGCUAGCACACGGACUUGAUAUAGAGUGGGAUGGUGCUCCUUUGCAGCUGGAUGAUCGGAGGCGAACAUUGCCAGUUACAAAGUCACUUGCUAGAGGUGAUAGUCCGGUAGUAGUGGAGAGUGAAGAUCAACGGGAGGCACAGAAAUUUGUUAACACUAUGGUUCACGGUGCUCUCAAAGGUUCUGGAAUUGGAUAUUUUAGCAAAUUGAAGCUUGAAAAAGUACUCGUUGAUGAGCAACUACGAUAUCAAGUUUGCUCUCAGAUUUUGGAAGCAUCGAAGAGUCCACAAGGAGUCCAAGUUACUGACGUGUGGCUUGCUCCGUCAGUCUACAAAGGCGUGUUGGCUCUUAUAAAAGCAUGUAUUACGGGUCUUGGGACAGGCAUAUACACACACUGUCAAAAUGGCAUUGGGUCUGCUUUCCUUCUUCUCAAGAUUGUUUACACUCACUUCACAGGUAAAGAAGAGAGGAGGAAGAGCAAAAGUAAGGCAGAAAUUGAAAUAGAGAAAACACUCAAGAAGAAUGAACGAAGUGAAAGAAAGCGACGUUCUCUAAAGUAUUCGGUCUCACUACCAGAAACCAAUGCGCCUGUUAUGAUUGAGUUUAGUGAUGUUGACAGUGAAGUGACAUUUCAGGACAACAAAAUGUCAACUACAGCAUCAGACUUAAGUGAUUCUGGUGAUGGUGGAGCUUUGAGCAACAAGGACAAUGAAAGAUUAGAAAGGCUGUCAGUUCCAAAUUGUAACACUCUUGGACGAUCUAUGACAAUGCCAUUGAGACGGUCGAGCUCGUGUAGAUCUCCCAAAAUCUUUCUUGGUUCUGCUUUACAUUUGAAGGACGAUAAGUUUGCCAUGAGUGAGGAGAUUAGUAAGUCUGCAGAAUACAUUUGGAGAUCAACAGACAGUGGAGAUGACCCGUCGUUAGACACCCAGAGUAUUACAUCAGAUGGCUCUGAUGACACUCAAGUGAAUAAGAGAAUUAGACGGCGUUCCAGAAGGCAAGGUGGAUCAGAGCAGUAUAUGUAUAAAGAACUGUUGGGCAAGUCGAGAGUGAAACUGUGGGAUAGUGGAGAGUUUUGGUCGGCAUUGUUCUUGGAUGCUGUAGCUGCUGAACGGGCAGCAGUUGCUCUAUCAGAGAAACCGUUACAGUUGACUGAAAGGUACAGUUCAGCAUCUUAUCAAGACCAGAAGGCAAUGGAAACAGAAGAGGAUGAUAUUCUUGGUGCUAUUCUUUACAACAUGGCUGCAUUCAUGCUUGCUCUAGGUGUUUCACACGAUGAAAUUAGAAAGAAAACUAAUCGAUUACUUGGCCAGUCUCAUCUUGGUCUUGAUCACACAAAGAUUAUCUACGAUUUGUUGGACAACAUGAAAACCCUUGAGGGGAACAAUGUGGAGAUGCUGCCUAUGUGUAGUAGAAUGCAGUGUCAUAAGGAGUUUAUGGUCCAUAUUGGAUCGACGUUUACAGCACCUACUGCAAUUUUGGUAGUUGCCGACCGUUACCUCCUUCUAAAGAGUAUAAAACGUACUCUUCUUGAACGUCAUUGGUAUGAAGACAUAAUCAAAGUCAAUUUUCAUCCAAGCAGUGAGAGUCUAAUCAUGUGGUACCAAGGACCACAGAAAGACACACUGAAACAGAGCUUCUGCACAAGAAAUUGUCGGGAACUCUAUAUGUGCAUUCAGUCAUACCUCCACCGUGCCGCACUUGUUCGAUAUCCAGUAGUGACAGCUUUGUCAACUGAACAUCUCGACGAAUACAUUGUGAGGGACUUGAACAGUGGAGAAGACGGACAUCUAAAUGUCUCACUGGAUGGGAUUGAAUGUCAUUUUGCGACUAGAACGCUAUUGAUCCCGUUGCACAACAUCAAGGAUUGCAGCAGUGAAAGAGACGUUUUCAAGGUUGAAGAAGAUGAUGGUCAUGAAUGCAAGCUGCAUCGCUUUACUUCCGACCAGUGCUCUGCAAUAUGUCAAGCAGUUCUUAGUGUCUUUUCUCUUGUGGCUGCUCAGGAGGCUCGAAGAAGUCAAAGUCCUUGUCCUACAAACGGAUACUGAUUUUCGGAUCAGUUUGUAAUCGGCCGUCUACAAAUGACAAACAAUGUUAAUCAAUUAUUUAGUAAUAUAUCAAAAUUUAUUGUUGUGUUUUGUAAAGAUAUAAUGUGAGAUGAUUUCUAACUUGCAAUGCAAAUGAGAGGAGAUGGAAAUUAAAUAGAUUUUGUUUGUAAUACAUUACUAAUGUGGAU